Penicillium robsamsonii is the source of this 843-nucleotide messenger RNA. RefSeq names its product DUF3716 domain-containing protein. The transcript is spliced from 2 exons. The record is from RefSeq and is a predicted model, not a curated record. The coding region runs from base 1 to 843 and encodes 280 amino acids. Lineage: Eukaryota; Fungi; Ascomycota; Eurotiomycetes; Eurotiales; Aspergillaceae.
AUGGAAGAUACCAAUAACCAAAGCCCCCGCCCCGGAGGUCCACCGCCGAGCCGACAAACCAUCCUCCCUCCGCCUCCAGGACAAGGUGAUGAUAUGCUAAUAGCACCUGGGCUAUGGGCUGUCCAUAUUCAAAAACUACCGUUCAGAGUGGCCAGACAGGGCGAGAUGCUGCAGGGGAGAUAUUUGAACAUUUUGAAUGCAAUGUCCAAUCAGCGAGAGCCGUGCCUGCGGCGUGGAAUAAAUUUGACCGCCCAGGAGUUCCAGAAACAGAUGAACGACAGCCUGCCCCGCGUGGAAGCAGCAUUGAUGCAGGUGGUGGGUAAUCAAAAUGAGUUGGAGUGCACGAGGUGCCUAGAACUUAUCGGCAAGUUCUCUCACUGUGUCUCGGUUCGCGGGAUCGACGGCCUUUCAGCCUGCGCCAACUGCCAUUGGGCAGAACGGGACCACCUUUGCCAAUACAUACGGAACCUUCCGACUCUUACUCAAUCUACAGCUGGAUUUGAUCUCAUGGACCCUCCCCAAUCUUCCUCUUCAACCAACACUCAGCCAACCGCUCAGCACAUGAAUGAGCACAUCCGGCUUCUGAAUGGGCAUAUAAAGCUCAUGCAAGAGCAGGUCAAGCUCUGUGAUCAGGCCCAGCGUCUUGGGACUCAGCUGGAGCGACUCCGAAAUGAACUGACUGCCACCAAUACCGCCACUAUCACAAACGAGCAACCAAUGCAGCAAACCAUUAAUGAGAUUUGUGCGUCUCAGCGUGAACUUUACCAGGGAAUUAGACGCAGCAUGAUGCAUAUCCUGAACAUGAUGAAUCAUGACCGACAGACCUCACCCUCGUCUCCCUGA